UAUACCAAAUUAAAUGAAUCUCUUGUUGUCCUCAUGCUAAAACCUUGUGGCUUGGAGUUAAUAUUAAUGUCGGUAAUGUUCUUAAUAUGCAUGGAGAUUCGUUACACUGGAUAAUAACUUGGUUUGAUGCAGGUCACUCUCAGGGUAAUGUAUCUCAAUCUGAUAGAGAAUAUAAAUUACACUUGCUUAUGAUUAUUUUAUGGUCUAUCUGGAAGGAUAGGUGUGCUGCUCUUUUUCAGAAUGCUAAGCCAAAUAGAUUGUUAUCCUUGAGUACUAUUUCAACUCUGGUGGAGAACUGCAAGACUAAGACGAAUAAUAAUGACAUUACUGGUGUUAGUUUACAAGUACAGGCUCACAAAUGGGAUCCUCCAGAUAGUGAUUAUGUCAAUGCCUUGGAGCAAAAGGGUGCUUCUUCGAUGGAGGAAUGAUAGAAGAUCAGGAAGUGGAGCAGCUGGAAUGUUUGGCCAUGAAGCAGGCAGUAGAUUGGGCAAUUGCUGGAGGCUACUCUAAAGUUAUAUUUGAGUCUGAUAAUGGAGUAGUAGUGAGGUCAAUAAAUGACCAAAAUUCUUAUGUUCAUUGGAGGAAUCAAGGAACUAUCCUUGACAUUAAGUUUCUUUUACAAAACUAUGGUUUUAAUUCCUGUAAGUCAGUAGUUAAAAACUUUUUAGCAGAUAAAGCAGCUAAAAAAGCCAGAGUUAAUAGGCUAGAUUUUGAUUAUGCUGAUAAUCUCCCACAAGACAUCUUAGCUUGGGCAAGGGAAGAUUUCACUCUCUGU
Papaver somniferum (opium poppy) is the source of this 775-nucleotide messenger RNA. RefSeq lists its product as uncharacterized. Lineage: Eukaryota; Viridiplantae; Streptophyta; Magnoliopsida; Ranunculales; Papaveraceae. The record is from RefSeq and is a predicted model, not a curated record. The transcript has 2 exons. Bases 87 to 428 code for a protein of 113 amino acids.